CUCUCUCGUGUGCUGCGUGCGAAGCGUGGCUUCGGAUCCUCUGCAUAACCAUGAAGCUUUCGCCGGUUGCGUCGUUGUACUCGAUGGGCGCGGUGCUCAUGAGCGCAUGCUGCAAGUACCACCUGGUGGACGGCCUGAGGAGGUCUAAGAUGACGAUGUCGUAUCGGAACGUGAGGCAAGGAAAGGAGUACUGGAGACUGGGCAGCAGCGUCCUUCUCUAUGACCUCGAAAACCCUCUCGACAUGUACACGCUGGCUGCGUUGUUCAUGUGCUUGCUGGCGCUGGAGCAAAAGUUCUUCAAAGGCUCGCCGUCGGCCAUGGCAUCGACGCUCGUUUUCAUCGCCGCUGCGCUCUUUACGCCAGGCUUCUACUUUCGGGAACUGCGGCUAAAGGAACCUGCAGUCAUGAUGUACGUGGCCAUUGCCACCUGGGCGACGAUUCGAUGCUUCUUCCGCCCUACUGCCGGAGUGGGGAGUCAGGCGAUGUUCUCAGCGCUGGGCCCUUUGAUACCGAUCGCUACUCCACACUUCCGGAAGGGAGAGAUCGAUGUGGCGCUGCUCAAGCACCAAGCGAUGGCCGUCGCGGUGGGGUUAGCGUGCGUCCUCCUCAUUCCGGAUGCCGAGGGCGCGCGGGCCCUUCGCCAAAAGCGGCAGCAGGAGGCUAGCCGGAAGGCGAGGGCAUCCGCGAAGGGGAAGAAGAACGCACCACCGGUGCCGAACACGAGCAGCAGCAGCGAGGAGGAAGAAGAAGAGGAAGUAGACAGCAGUAGCGAUGAAGAGUAAGCAUCGGGACGGCCGGCGGUAUGUGGUGUGGUAUGAUGCCGCCGCGCCGCUGCGAUAUCGCCUUCUAGAAAGCUGGGCUUUCCUUGACCCGCUGCAGCGGCUCGAUCGGGGUGUUGCAAAAUCGAUUGGGAUUUUGUACCAGCAUGCGUGGAUAGAUCUCUUAGGUUUCAGGGGGGGGGGGGGGAGGGGGGGGGGGGAGAAGACUGCCACUUUCGCUUCAAAGCAUCGUGCUUCGGGAAAUCUUUGCACUUUUGAGCGUUAAAGGAUAAGAUUGUUGCAGCACCCUGCUUAAGGUUGUAUGUAACACCCUUCUGAUGGUUGGACCACCAUUGAAGGGGUGGUCGUCGUGGCCUUCGAGGCCACCUUGUGCAAACCUCGCAACAACUGCAAGUGAAACACACCGUCGGGUGCAGUAUGACUUGAUGAAGUGAUACUGAUACCUUGUGAACGAGCGAGUGCGGAUCAACAAUGUGGCUAGAGCUCGAUGAAGGGGGCUAAGCUGCUGUGGUGGCGACGAUUUGUGCGUGGUGAUGGUGCCUUGUACGGUCGGCAAAGGGCCUGACCGUAGCGGUGUCACGACUUGCUAGCGCUCUUUGUUUGGUCUUAAGUGUCGAAACUUGGAGCGUCUCAACGGAGAAUAAACUACAACGUAGAGUACUGCUCAGGGGCAUGACGUCGUCCGAUCAAACUCACAGGCACGAGCCUACCGGUGCUGGGAUGAAAGUAUGGUCUAAAUAGUAGCCGGCGGAGGCAACCAAAGUUCAGGGGAGCUGUACACGCUGCAUGGGUAGCAGGGUAUCCUUCUUUGCACCUUCUGGUAGAUGCGAAUGUUCGGUUUCGGUGCUGCUUCAACUCCGUACAACGGGGAGAUUUUGCGUGGCAGUGAGUGUCUUGCAGCGCAGACGCAAUGAAUCUUUGCCCCGCUUGUGGCAUCAUUGAUGCCGUCAUUGGAGGUUGAGUCGGAGCUUGGCGUCCACGCGUUUUGCUGGGUUGAAGGUAAGACUGCUAAUGAUUGGACAAAGCUACCUACCAAUGUGUAGCGAUGGGCGAGAGGGAAUGGAGGGGGUUAGGGCUAAGCGGGGGGAGCCGACCAAGCGCAACAACAGCUGAGGGCGGAAAGCUGAGGAGUGAUAAUCAAGCCGGCCUGGUGAUGCGUGGGGGCAUGUGGGAGUGUGAGGCAAGAGAGAAGCACGCCAGGGGGGGAGAGGGGGAUUCUCAAGCUCGCCGCAAAAGAGUUUUGUGUAGCGUUUUAUGACAGAGGCACCCGAUUGGAGGACCAGGAAAGUUCCAAACGUUAUCAGACGUAUAAUGACAUCGAAGGCGCAGCCCGUGGUCGUUUCUUUGCUUCCAUAUAUGUCCUCGGGACAAGAUCCUUCCAUAGUGUAUGCCUUUUUUGACGUGGGCUCGUGGGAGUACAUUUGAUUGGUCGCAGGUGCUGCUUGCCUGUGGGUGAGGCGCAGAGCGAGUCGUCCCCUUCAAAGACUACCAAGCAAGGUAGUCGUGUUGUAUCACCAUAUCGAUCGUGAUGUCCCAGCGCUAGUGAUGAAAACGAGUACUUAUCGUAGACGGAAGGAAAAACAGUUCA
This is a messenger RNA of Ectocarpus sp. CCAP 1310/34, 2367 nucleotides long. Lineage: Eukaryota; Phaeophyceae; Ectocarpales; Ectocarpaceae. The record is from the annotation of a GenBank genome assembly.